This is a messenger RNA of Racocetra persica, 175 nucleotides long. NCBI's taxonomy places the organism in Eukaryota, Fungi, Glomeromycota, Glomeromycetes, Diversisporales, Gigasporaceae. The record is from the annotation of a GenBank genome assembly.
UCUUUCUAAUGAAUUGAAAAAUCAACCAGUUGAAUCAGAUGAUAUUAAUAAAGAUAACUUUGAAGAGUAUGAAGAAUAUAAUAUAGUUUCAGAAAAUAAAGAUAAAGAAAUUGAAGAAAUUGUUGCAACAAAUAUAACAGAUAGAAGUUACUUGAUUGAAAUAGAUGAACAUGAA